Pieris macdunnoughi is the source of this 567-nucleotide messenger RNA. NCBI's taxonomy places the organism in Eukaryota, Metazoa, Arthropoda, Insecta, Lepidoptera, Pieridae. The record is from the annotation of a GenBank genome assembly.
AUGCGCUUCUACCAGCGUCAAAAGUUGGGCGGGCGGCACAGUCCGCUUGUUGAUACCGAUCUACCCAGGAACAAGGAUCAGGAGCAAGAAGUUCUCAACUGGAUCUCGGCUGUGCUUGGAGAACCCUUGCCAAAUGGCGCAUACGAGGACGUCCUUAGGGAUGGUAUUGUCCUGUGCAAGCUAGCGAAUAAAUUGUCACCGGGAUCGGUUAAGAAAAUCCAGGAAAAGGGCACAAACUUCCAGCUAAUGGAAAAUAUCCAAAGGUUCCAAGCUGCGAUUAAAAAGUACGGAGUACCUGAGGAAGAAAUUUUCCAAACAGCUGAUUUGUUUGAGAGGCGUAACAUUCCGCAAGUCACAUUAUGCCUUUACGCAUUGGGCAGGAUUACACAAAAGCACCCCGAAUUCACCGGUCCCCAACUGGGUCCAAAGAUGGCCGAUAAGAAUGAGCGCUCAUUUACAGAAGAACAACUAAGAGCCCAUAACGCAGAAUUGAACCUUCAAAUGGGUUUCAACAAAGGUGCUUCUCAAGCUGGUUUGGGUUCAUUUGGCAAUACUCGUCAUAUGUAA